GAAACCAAUGAACACGGCUCUCCCUCAAACCAAGGAACACUAACAAAAACCAAAAACAUAAGAACCAAAAGCAAGAUGAAUUCCUCAACAAUAGGUUCCAUGUUCCUUGGUUUGCUCCUAAUAUCUCAAUACCCUUUCGCCGCAGACGCCAGGGCUCACAUUGGAUUACAAUCCAGCCUAAUUUCCGUAGUUUGCAGCACUUCAUCCAACAAGGCAGAAUGCAACGCCAUCCUCGGAUCAAGUCCUCUAGCCGCACAAGCGAAAAACUUCCGUCAACUCUCCAAGGUUGUUCUUGAAAUGGCGUACAACAAAGCCGCUGCAGGACAGGCAUUUCUUAAAAAAUUGGCCGCAUCAACCAAGUGUCCAGCACUUACACGGUGUGCUAACUUUGAUUAUGAUGGUGUUGUUAUGUCGUUUAGAAGCGCCCUUGGUGAGUUGAAGGAAGAUCCUCAAACUGCUAACUAUGAUGCUAAGGUUGCUAGUGAUGGAACUGCUCAAUGUGAUAGAGGAAUGGUUGCAGAACAUGUUGUUAAUCCUCAAGUUACUGCUCUUAACAGUCAGAUUAAUUUUUAUAGUGAAUUGGCAUUCUUAGUCACUAAUAACCUUUGAUUGUGUUUGUUGUUUUGUUGGGGAUUAUGGGAAAAUUGGGAUGGUUUAUUUGGGUUGGAUGAAGUUUAGGGUCUCAUUAAUUGGGUUUCAAUGUAUGAAGGGAGAGUUAUUAAUAAAAUAUAGCAAUUUAUUGCUUUUUUCUGUGUUCAA
This is a messenger RNA of Vicia villosa (hairy vetch), 759 nucleotides long. RefSeq lists its product as uncharacterized. The transcript has a single exon. The coding region runs from base 76 to 609 and encodes 177 amino acids. The record is from RefSeq and is a predicted model, not a curated record. Gene Ontology annotation, molecular function: enzyme inhibitor activity. NCBI's taxonomy places the organism in Eukaryota, Viridiplantae, Streptophyta, Magnoliopsida, Fabales, Fabaceae.